AUGCCGUGGACAGCGGUGCUGCAAAACUACCCCGAUGCUGCCAGCGCCGUGGUGGCUUUGCCCACGUAUCCCCUAUUCUGUGCGGCGAUGCGCUUGCCUCUGCGCUUGCUGCAUAUUGGGGCGCACCAGAAGAUGCUUGGCACGUUGGCUGGCGCCUCUGUUGUGGUUGUUGGCACGGGCCUCACAGCCCUAACGGCCUGCCUCACCAAGUACUCACUCCUCGCCGCCCUCGGAGACGGUCCACCCUCCAUGCGGCCUGCAGCUGACGUCAUUUUAGAGGAUGCUCAAGGUUUGGCCAAAAUACUUUUAAUCGCGCAAGUGUUCUUGGGCACCCAUCCUCGCCGCUUGUGCCCAAGCCACCUGCACCACCCUGGUGCUUUUGCCCAGGGCUCGCUACCCGCGGGUAUCCGGUACAAAACAGCCUCCGAAGCCCGUCUGCUCGACCGCCUAGGACAUAGACAUGGCUGUCAUACCUGUGGCACUCGAUUUCAGAAGAGCUUUGUGGGUGAUCACCAGCCCCCGCGCUCCUUCAACCUGCCCGACAUGCGCUUUUUCCCACAGUGUAGGCCCUGCAGCAAUAGCCAAGGUGGUCUCACCAGCGGCAAGGUCAUCGGCGUGCGUUUGAUGCGCUCACACCAUUGGUCGCGGGGCUUUGAUUGGCACUACUGGGGCCCAUCGGCGAUCGGUCUCCUGGCUGCCCCCCUCUUCUAUAACAGCGAUGCCGUUGCGCCAACAGCCACGACUGUUCCAUAUUUACUCGAUCCCGAGCACUACGCAAAGCUGACUGCCCUGGGAACCGAAACAGCACGCUCCUUCGGCAUUGAUCCACUAGAAGCGAAGGAAAGGGUUCAAGAUCGAGCUGCAGAGCAACUCUCAGAGUUGGAAGAGCAGGCUCGUGCUUGGCGGGAUCAGCUGAUUGACAAAGGGCGCUGGCCCGCCAAGACUACGGGCCAAACGCUUCGGGCGCUCCUGAAAUGCUACUUGCAAAAGGUCACCCUCUUUGCGAUAAUGACUUUCUACCGCUUCCUGCCUGAGGCAGGUGAUCGCUCAGCGUUGGAUAAUCUGGAACUCGAGUUUAAGGCCAAAAGUCUCGAAAUUGCUGCACUAUGGAAGGAGCUGUAG
Messenger RNA from Monosiga brevicollis MX1, 1122 nucleotides. RefSeq lists its product as uncharacterized. The coding region runs from base 1 to 1122 and encodes 373 amino acids. NCBI's taxonomy places the organism in Eukaryota, Choanoflagellata, Craspedida, Salpingoecidae. The transcript is spliced from 2 exons. The record is from RefSeq and is a predicted model, not a curated record.